AUGUUCGACACGGUGCAGUUGAUACUACGACUGACCUACUACUACUCUCGAGUUCUUGGCGUGUUUAACUUUGAGAUUAAUACUAAAACCGGUGAGGCUCGGAUAACGAGUCAAUCUACGAUUUAUGCUGCUGUCAUGAAUGUUGCAAUAUGUUGCCUGCUUCCUCUUCUGACUCGCAGCGAACUGAUCCACAUAUUGUGGAAAUAUGCCGGUCUGCUACACGAGUAUCUCUUCCUGGUCGUCAUGGGCAUGAGAAUCGUCUGCGUGAUUGCAACAUUGUUUAGUCGCUGGUGGCAACGUCGUAGAAUCAUUCGAUUAGUGAAUGCCUUUCGACGCUUGACGGUUCGCAAACCACAAGUUAUCCGCAUGUGGCGACGUGAAGUCAUUAAGAAAUUCACCAGUAUUAUCGUGACAGAGUUACUCCAAAUGUUGGGCACUAUCGUGACCCUACGAAAUCUGCUUACCAUCAACUUGACUCUCAGCAUCUUAGCGGUAUAUAUGCUGGCAGCGCUUGUCAAUGUCAUAAUAUCGCAUUUUUAUUUCGCAAUGCUGAAUAUCCAUCUCCACUAUGUCCUCCUGAAGCAGGAACUGCGCACAGUGCUGAACGAGAUCCGAUCCUUGGAGAAUGAACACCGAAGGGCAACCUAUAUGAAUAAGUGUUGUUGCUUAGCCGAUCGCCUGGAGGAUAUAGCCAAAAGACAAUCCGAAUUACAGACACUUGGCGGUCGCAUGGCUCGUGUCUUUGGCAUUCAAGGUCUUUGUAUCUCGGCCAGCUCUUAUGUGUCAAGCGCAUACUUUGUGGACGUUUGGAUCUCCAUUUCCAAUAUAUACAAUGUCUUAGAUGAUCAAGCAGAAUUAAAGCAGCUUAUGGAACAGUAUACGACCUUUGCACCGGGAUUGGAUAAAAGACUUGAGGCGGUUUUUGAGAGCUUUCAACUUCAACUGGCACGCAAUCCAUUGAAAAUCUCCAUUCUUGGACUUUAUGAUAUGAAUAAAUCAACAGCAAUGUCUAUGACCAAUUCAAUAGUCACCAGUUCAAUUGUUCUCAUUCAGUAUGAAUUGGAAAAUUCUUUGGUAAAAUCCUAA
Molecule: messenger RNA, 1086 nt
Organism: Drosophila innubila
Lineage: Eukaryota; Metazoa; Arthropoda; Insecta; Diptera; Drosophilidae
Product: putative gustatory receptor 59d
Exons: 3
Coding region: 1-1086 (361 amino acids)
Biological process (GO): sensory perception of taste
Cellular component (GO): membrane
Source: RefSeq, a predicted model, not a curated record